CGCUCGAAUUUCAAAUGGCGAAAGAAAAACAUAAUUUCCCGCACAAAAUUUGAUUUGGCUUCGGUCCCCAAUCAUUGUGUAACCCAAACACGCCUCAAUGGAGCCUUCAAAGACCAACGCCCAAUCGGAAGAAGACGACACCGUGGCGCUGAGGAAGAAGAGGGCGCGGCGCGUGAGCUUCGCGGACAACGAAAUCACCUCCGUCCACGUCUUCCGCCGCGACGACGACUCCACUUCCUCUCCCUCCGAACCCCCUUCUUCUUCCGAUCCCUCCGUCCUAGGGUUUUUCCACGACCUCGCCUCCGACAGCGACGACGACGAACAACCGCAACUCGACGACGAAGCCGAAGCCGCAAACUCCUUCCUCCGCCCAAUCGGCUCCCCCUCCCCCGGCGGCAGCACCACCGCCGACGACGCUGACUUUGAUGACGAUGAUGAUUUUAGAGGUCCGGUGUCGGCGCAUUUCAUUCGACCGGAUCGGUUAUCGGACUCAGGCGUCUCGGAUGACGUCACGAUGGACUCGACGGCAUUCUCGCUGCACUACCGGAGUCUCGCUCGCUCGGACUCCGGCGACAUCAAGACGCGCCAGUUCGCCGGGAUCACGACGCCGAGCUCUCAGGGAAGCUACAUGGAGCUCACGGAGGCAAAGAAGAGGCCUGGCCAAGUGGUGCUGGACGCGGAUAGCGCUGGCAGAGACUCCAACGACAUGAGCAUCGACGGAGACCACCAAAUGAGUUUUGGAUACGACAUACUCUCUCCCGCGUUUGAUGCUGCUGCAGUUUUGGUAGCAGAAGAAGCACUUAAGGACUUGCCACAACACAACUUGGAAGGUUCGGUUGUUUCGCCAGUCACUCACCUUCACCAGAUACAGCCUUCUGAUUCUUCAAUCAAGGAAAAUAAGGAGUUUUCUGUAGGUGCAAUUGAGAUUGUGCCAGUUUGUAGACAACUGAACUUUGAGAAUGCUAAUAGAGGAACACCACUGAGGGUGGAUGAAGACAAAGGAACGGUGUCGGACACCGAUCAUAAGUCUGAUCAAGUAAACCAAAAUCCAAUACAUGGGUCUACACCAGUGUCACUGUCUGGAAGAAAACUAUUAGUUAUGAGGUCUCCUGAUUCAUCCAGGCAUGCUGGAAAUAUAACUCAACCUUUAGUGCAAUCUGGUUUGUUUGUUCCAGAGGUUCGUGUUGCACAUGGUGCAACGCCAUCUUCUGUACAUAGAAGCAUUUUGAAGAUGAAAACUCUUGAGACUACUCCUGUCAUGUCGGGUCUCAAAGAAGGAAUGGACAGAUUGAAAGCUAGAUUAUCAAAAUACUCUCCUGGAUUUUCUCUGUCAAAUAUAAAAGAUCGUGAAUACAAGCAAGAUGAAAGUCGCCAAACACCUUUAGAGGAAAAACUGUUUAGUUUAACUCCAGAUAGUAACGUGCAUAAAGGCUUGGUUGAUAGCAAUGAUCAUGGAAUUCAGUCAUUUAAAAAUAUUUGCAAAUCAAGUCAAAAUGAAGAGACUGUGGAUGCCAAAAUAGAUGAGAAAAACUUAAGUUUGAUUUCAGCUCAUGUUUCUUACAAUGAUGAAAAUCCUAAGGUUGUGGAAAUGGGAGCUUCUCCCUCACAGAUGACUCAUUUAAUGAAGGUGGUAGAUGUUGACCAGGCAGAUAGCAUGGUUGAGAAAGGGAAAGAUGAAAUUCCUGUUCCAAGUCCUCCCAUCCAAGAGGUAACACCUCAGUUGCGCUCCCUGCCAGACCCACCCAGUAUGCAAGACUUCUCAACCAAGGGUAACUUAGAUGGUCAUAGUCUUGAUAACAGCUACCAUUCAACACUCCAAGUAGCUCAGAGCCCUCUUGCUCUUACGAAAGCAGGUAUUAAUAUUUCUUCUGGGAAUAAACUGCAAGACCCACCCAGUAUGCAAGACUUGACUCCCAAGGGUAACUUAGAUGGUCAUGGUCUUGAUAAUAGCUACCAUUCAGCAUGCCAAGUAGCUCAGAGCCCUCUUACCAAAUCAGGUAUUAAUAUUUCUUCUGGGAAGAAACUGCAAGACCCACCCAAUAUGCAAGACUUGUCUCCCAAAGGUAACUUAGAUGGUCAUGGUCUUGAUAAUAGCUACCAUUCAGCACUCCAAGUAGCUCAGAGCCCUCUUACCAAAUCAGGUAUUAAUAUUUCUUCUGGGAAGAAAAGAAAAGGUGUCGAGAUACUAAGCAAUGAAGACAAUAUAGAUAAAAUAGGGAGGAUUGACAGAAGUCCAGAGGUUCAUAAAAGUGGGAAUGGUGACCUACUCUUACUUUCGGAGCAAACAGGUUAUAUGAGAAGUGAAAGAGAAAAGCUUGGAGAUCAGACUUCGAAUGAUGGGGAUCUUAUUCUUAAAAAAUUCUUAGCCAGAACAAAUCAGUUGCUACCUCCUUCAGUUGAUAAGCUAAAUUUGAGAUCGAUUGGCAGGCUGGAAGAUAUUUUGGUUCAUCUGCAGAAAGUUAAGAAGAAAGAGAUUCUUUGUUCAGAAAUUCAAUCUCAGCUCAAAAUAACUGAUCCUUUAAACAUUCUUAGAGACAAGAGAGUUGCUGAAACAAGAACAUUGCUGUAUAAUAUAGCAUAUGAGAAGGCAAAAUUACAAUUAUUGCACGUGAAGCAUGACAAGUUGCAGAAAAAGGUACAACAGGUAAGCUCUGGGCUUCAGGAGUGUGAGAUGAUAAAAUUAAAUUCCAUCCCAUCUUCAUCUAAAAGUGGGGCAAUGGACACUCAAGCCGGUGAUAGUCAUUCCCAGGGAAAAUAUCAGGUUUCUUGCAAAAAAGUAUUGGAAACGAAGCAGGAGCUUGAAGCUUUGGAAUCAAAUGCAAAGUCCUUGAGUGAAUUCUUACAUAGCCACUGCAAGAUGGAAGGGGAUCAAAGCUAUACCAACACCAUUAAAGCUGUUUCUGGUUAUUUGCAGAAGAGGAUGCCUUGCAAAUCUAUAUGCCAGAAUUUGAAGUUGUGGGAAAUUGAAGAUUUUGAGUGCAAGGAUGGUUGUUACAAAGUAUGUCUCAACUAUUGUGGUUAUGUAACCCAAAGGUUCACAGUAAAUACUGGCCAAUCUAGCAUAAUAAUAUCAAAUAACUUGAAUGAUGUGAAUAUUGGGAAGACCUUCCCAAACUUGGAUGCUGUUUCUGCAUUUUUGUUUGUCCUAAAUCCUCAUACCACAAAGAAAUGCAGUGGUUCAAGCAUUAUGGCACGUGAGACACAGAUAACCAGUUCACUGCUAAGUAAUUUGCUAGAUGUGGUUGAGGAGGUUCAAUCAGCUCAGAUAGAGAUUAGAAAUUUGGUUGGUGCAAAGUUCUAUUCUCAUUCAGUUCAGCGGCUUGAUUUGCAGCUGUCCUUCAUUGAUUUCUGUAGUGGGAGAAAGGUUAAAGUGACCUUUGAUAUAACAUGCUUAAAAUGUGGGGUCUAUCCUGCUGAGGUCCUUCCAUCUCAAAUACUUGAUCCUUCCAGUGGGGAACAAAAGUCUCUGCCUUCAUCGCUUGUAGAUGAACUCAGAACUGCUGCAGAGAGUGUGAGAGUUGGAUAUUCAAGAAUUAUUAGACUUUGUAGAUGUAUUUCCCAGGUAGUUCAGGCUUCAACAAAAAGCAGAUGAUUGGUAAUUAUGGCUCCUCUGAUUGCUUUCGUUGUUGCCAUGAUAGUUCAUUAGUUUCAUCUUGUUUAUCUUCGCUUCACAUCAUGGUGUUGCUACAAACGGGUGACAAUGUCGUGCAGUAUGCGGAAAAUUCAUGUUAUUAUCCACUGGAUAAUGCUACAAUGAGUUUGAGACAAUGAUUUGGUUGAAAUCGGUUUAAGGCCUGUAGAUUUUUUCAGCUAAAAAGAUAUUGUUUUUCUUUUAUAAAAAAAUAAUGGAAGAAAUCAUAAUAUUUGAAA
Glycine soja is the source of this 3870-nucleotide messenger RNA. RefSeq lists its product as uncharacterized. The transcript has 15 exons. Bases 98 to 3592 code for a protein of 1164 amino acids. NCBI's taxonomy places the organism in Eukaryota, Viridiplantae, Streptophyta, Magnoliopsida, Fabales, Fabaceae. The record is from RefSeq and is a predicted model, not a curated record.